ACAUGCUCCCCAUUCAAAACUCCACAUUUCUUAGCAUCGCCACACAGCUCUCGCGAGACUCUCUGUUGUAGAACAGCUGACUGUGCGGUGGGUGGUGGUGCGAAGGACUGCUAUCUAUUUCAAACAGUUAGCUAAGGCUACACAACUGAUAGUGAAUACAAACGGUAGACGGCGUUUUGAAUUUUUGUUCUGUUCAGGCACUGAUAGUGAUUUACACCACAAUAUGGCGGAGACGGAUCCCAAGUCGGUGCAGGACCUUACCAAUGUGGUCCAGACACUGCUGCAACAGAUGCAGGACAAGUUCCAGACCAUGUCAGACCAGAUCAUCGGGAGGAUUGAUGAGAUGAGCACGCGCAUUGAUGAUUUGGAGAAAAACAUCGCUGACCUGAUGACCCAGGCUGGUGUUGAAGAGAUUGAGGCAGCACCUGAAAAGGCUAAAGAGGGACAAGGCUCCUAAUGAAGGUAAGUAACCCGGUGUGAAGUCGGUCCUAUACCCAGGAGCGGCAGACUUUUCCAUUCUGAUAAUGACUUCUAUUGAUUUGGUGUGUCGUCGUGUGAAAUGCUUUUUUAUAUAUUAAAUAUUGUGAUAAACGGUUAGUUACGUAAUGACUUGAAAAGUUGAACUUUAUUUGUGAGCUAGAAUAGUGCGAUAUGCCCUUCAGAACUUUAAGUGCUCAUGUGCCGGAAUGCAACUUAUGGAUUUUUGUGCGCUGACCCGGAGGUUAUGUCGAUGCCAUCAUGUAUCAUAAUUAAAUCCCAAGAGGUGAUGGCUGACGGGGACAGUUUUGCCCUAGCCUGUGCUGAGAAGUACAACCCGCAGGCUAACAGGCCAGUGGAACCUCCACCUCUACCAACACGGGAAAUGGGCACAGUGAAGAUCUGAAGCCUGUAGUGUUUUACAAACAGCACUGUUACUACCAAGGUGUGGGAUGCAUUCCAAUUUCAACACAUUUUCUUCUAUUAAAAGUGAUUUAAUACAC
This is a messenger RNA of Sander lucioperca (pikeperch), 980 nucleotides long. RefSeq names its product heat shock factor binding protein 1b (gene hsbp1b). The coding region runs from base 224 to 457 and encodes 77 amino acids. The record is from RefSeq and is a predicted model, not a curated record. Gene Ontology annotation, biological process: cellular heat acclimation. Gene Ontology annotation, cellular component: cytosol; nucleus. NCBI's taxonomy places the organism in Eukaryota, Metazoa, Chordata, Actinopteri, Perciformes, Percidae. Gene Ontology annotation, molecular function: transcription corepressor activity. The transcript has 4 exons.